Messenger RNA from Suncus etruscus (white-toothed pygmy shrew), 1108 nucleotides. It is a transcript of the gene CACNG5, whose product is annotated as calcium voltage-gated channel auxiliary subunit gamma 5. The transcript is spliced from 6 exons. Gene Ontology annotation, molecular function: voltage-gated calcium channel activity; channel regulator activity. Gene Ontology annotation, cellular component: AMPA glutamate receptor complex; postsynaptic density membrane. Bases 86 to 913 code for a protein of 275 amino acids. The record is from RefSeq and is a predicted model, not a curated record. Lineage: Eukaryota; Metazoa; Chordata; Mammalia; Eulipotyphla; Soricidae. Gene Ontology annotation, biological process: postsynaptic neurotransmitter receptor diffusion trapping; transmission of nerve impulse; regulation of AMPA receptor activity.
CCUCCGGCAAUCGGGGAGGGAACAUCGGGCAGGCCCGGGAGAGCACCCCAUCUACAGUGGGACCUGGUCCCCCAGGAGCGUGGGGAUGAGCACCUGCGGCAGGAAGGCGCUGGCCCUGCUGAGCAGCGUGUUCGCAGUGUGUGGCCUGGGGCUGCUGGGAGUGGCCGUGGGCACCGACUACUGGCUGUACCUGGAGGAAGGCGUGGUUGUGCCACAGAACCAGAGCACCGAGGCCAGGAUGUCGCUGCACUCGGGGCUGUGGCGUGUCUGCUUUCUGGCAGGUGAGGAGAGGGGUCACUGCUUCACCAUCGAGGAUGUGAUGCCCAUGAGCGCCCAGCUGACAUCCGAGUCCACGGUCAACGUGCUCAAAAUGAUCCGCUCGGCUACACCCUUCCCUCUGGUCAGCCUCUUUUUCAUGUUCAUCGGCUUCAUCCUCAGCAACAUCGGACACAUCCGUCCACACAGAACCAUCCUGGCCUUCGUCUCUGGCAUCUUCUUUAUCCUCUCGGGCCUCUCUCUGGUGGUGGGCCUGGUGUUGUACAUCUCCAGCAUCAACGAUGAGAUGCUGAACAGGCCCCGCAGUGCCGAGACCUACUUCAACUACAAGUAUGGCUGGGCCUUUGCCUUCGCUGCCAUCUCCUUCCUCCUGACAGAGAGCGCAGGGGUGAUGUCCGUGUACCUGUUCAUGAAGAGGUACACGGCAGAGGACAUGUACCGGCCGCACCCUGGCUUCUACCGUCCUCGGCUCAGCAACUGCUCAGACUACUCAGGCCAGUUCCUGCACCCCGAUGCUUGGGUGCGUGGCCGCAGCCCCUCCGACAUCUCCAGCGACACUUCCCUACAGAUGAACAGCAGCUACCCCGCCCUGCUCAAGUGUCCCGACUAUGACCAGAUGUCGUCCUCGCCCUGCUGAGCUGAGCCCCCGGCUGGGGAACCAUCCCCCUUCCUCCCCUUUUGUCCCUUCCGGCCCCCUUAAUGGUGGCUGAGAUUGUCCCGUGCUUCCCAGGUGUCCCUCAGACCCAGCCAGUUAACUUUGUUCUCUCCCACCCUGCUCCUGCUGGGACUGUCCCUGGGGGUGUCCGGAUUCUGGAGGAGACCCCAAGCCAGU